Messenger RNA from Prunus mume (Japanese apricot), 1197 nucleotides. RefSeq lists its product as uncharacterized. NCBI's taxonomy places the organism in Eukaryota, Viridiplantae, Streptophyta, Magnoliopsida, Rosales, Rosaceae. The record is from RefSeq and is a predicted model, not a curated record. Gene Ontology annotation, molecular function: protein binding.
CUCUCUCUCUAUCUAGUAUAUGUAUGUGUGGGUGCUCCUGCCUCUGUGCUGAAGUACCAAUCCGCGGUCAGUUGGCACUGGACUGCAAUGGCGAACAGACGUGAUAUUGAAGCGAUGAGAACAUACACAAGAGACGCUUCACCACAUCACUUUAAGUUGGAAUUAAAGUCGUACUCCUCAUUAUCAACCACGAGCGCAACAAAGUAUGAAUCUAGUGCCUUUGAAGCUGGCGGUCACAAAUGGAGGUUGGCACUUUACCCAAAUCAAAUGAUAAAUGGACGUUGUUACAUCUCCCUCUACUUGGCAACAGCAAAAUCAAGCGUUCCUUCUUUGAGAUCAGUGCACAGUGGUAUUAGUGCACCGCGUUCUUUGGUAUCAUUAUACAAUGGUAUUAGUGACGGGGAAGACGUUUAUGUCACUUUCAGAUUGUUUGUAUUUGAUCAGAACCAGCAGAAAUAUCUUACCGUCGAAGAUCGUGCCGGAACAUUAAGCCUAUUUGAUCGCGUGACAACGGAGGUGGGUUUUGCAAAAUUUCUCCCCCACGAUACUUUCAAGCUUCCUUCUGAGGGAUACCUUCUGGAUGACUGCUGCACAUUUGGGGCGGAGGUUUUUGUUAAUACGAGUGGGAGGACGAGAUAUAGAGAAUCUCUUUCCCGGAUAAACAAUUCCAUGUUCAAACCCCCUUUCCGUUAUGAUUUGGUAAACUUCUCGUCGCAAUUUGGGCUGGAGCACUUAUGUCCAAAUCUGAUCAUUUUUGGAGAAAGAAAAUGGCAGCUAUGUGUUUAUCCAAAAGGAUACGGGCAACAUAAGGACAUAUCACUAUCACUUUACCUACGAUCGGCCGACGAUUUGUACACCCUUCCCAGCGUUUAUGCAGAAUUCAGGCUUCGGGUAGUGGAUCGAGCCUUUAAUUUACACCAUAUUGAACGAACAGGCAAACACUGGUUCCUGUCCUCGGACAACACUUUUGGUUGGUUAGAUUUUAUGCCGUUGCGAACUUUAAAUGACCCUUCAAAGGGGUUCCUGAGGGAUGAUAUAUUAUCUGUUGCAGUUGAAAUGCUGGUUAGGCAUGGGUCCUAAAAAUAGAGAGAUAUUGUAUUUGAAGCCAUGUUGCGGAGAUGUCCCAAUUAUGUGUUGAUUUUAUCAGUUACUUUUCAAGUUUGAAUUCAUCAAUGAAUAAUAAAUAAUGUUUUGUUU